Molecule: messenger RNA, 896 nt
Organism: Cyprinodon tularosa
Lineage: Eukaryota; Metazoa; Chordata; Actinopteri; Cyprinodontiformes; Cyprinodontidae
Gene: dnaaf6
Product: dynein axonemal assembly factor 6
Exons: 7
Coding region: 1-582 (193 amino acids)
Biological process (GO): flagellated sperm motility; axonemal dynein complex assembly
Cellular component (GO): cytoplasm
Molecular function (GO): dynein intermediate chain binding; protein-folding chaperone binding
Source: RefSeq, a predicted model, not a curated record
AUGGACUGUUUUGGAGUCUCAUCUGCCCAAAACUUACAGGCUCUAUCUUCGCUGCUCUCUACUCAGCAGGAGGAAGAGGAGGAUGAAGAUUAUGAACCGAUUAAAACAGCAUGUGCACAACUUGGACCUGGACAUAUUGGCCCCAAACCCAGGAAAGAAAAAGAAGUGUCUACCUACACAAAGAUAACCAGUAAAGAUAUCUGGAGUGAGGAGGAAGUGGUUGAGGGCCCCCAGUAUGAUGAUCUGGCUGAUCCUCGACAACAACCUGAGUAUGAAAUUAUAUUGAAGCAGAAUGUGGGAACACAGGACCUUUUCCUGGGUUUAAGUCGAAAGGACCCAUCUUCAAUGUGCUGUGAAGCCAUGCUGGUGAAAAUAAAACUACCCGACAUAAAGGCAACAGAUAUCAUCUUAGAUAUAAAAGAGAAAUUCCUGGAUCUGCGGACACCAAAGUAUAAACUGGGCCUCCAUCUGCCCCAUCCCAUCCAGAGUCAAGAGGGAAAGGCUCAGUUCUUCGGUGACAGACAGGAGCUGGAGGUGACUUUACUGAUGAAGCGACCAAUGGACUUUAUCAACAUGCAAUAAAAAAGGAAAAAAGCAGCAAGAUCUGAGAUAAACCAAUACUUUUAUAUAUAUAUAUAUAUAUAUAUAUAUAAGUAAUCUCUGUCUUAAUUGACCAAAAGGUGGAAUAAAUAUGCUAUGAUACAUCUAAAUUUUAUUCACUAUGCUUUUAGUUUUUUUUCAGAAUUUAAAAGAAUGCAUGGUUAAAGUAGAUGUUAUAAACCUUUUUUUUUAAUGAAUCAUCCUAUGGAGGUAUUUUAGAAGUAGUUGUAGAAAUAGUAUGACAUUUUAUAUGCUUGCAACAAUGUGCCUGAAGAAUAAAAACCUGUAAUAAUUUU